This is a messenger RNA of Juglans microcarpa x Juglans regia, 1056 nucleotides long. RefSeq names its product eukaryotic translation initiation factor 3 subunit G-like. Bases 65 to 937 code for a protein of 290 amino acids. Gene Ontology annotation, molecular function: translation initiation factor activity; RNA binding. NCBI's taxonomy places the organism in Eukaryota, Viridiplantae, Streptophyta, Magnoliopsida, Fagales, Juglandaceae. The transcript has 2 exons. Gene Ontology annotation, cellular component: eukaryotic translation initiation factor 3 complex; cytoplasm. The record is from RefSeq and is a predicted model, not a curated record.
AGCCCUAGGCUUCCAGCCCCCUGAAUCUCUCGUCAGUCUUUUCUUUCUUUGGGAAAUCGAAGUCAUGGCAACGGUGCAGCAAACAAAGCUCCGAUGGGGAGAGCUUGAGGAGGACGACGGAGAGUACUUGGACUUCCUACUUCCACCGCGGCAGGUUAUUGGUCCCGACGAGAACGGGAUCAAGAAGGUCAUAGAGUUCAGGUUCAAUGACGACGGCAACAAGGUAAAGAUCACCACCACCACCCGCACCCGCAAGCUCGCUAAUGCCCGCCUUAGCAAGGGCGCCGUCGAGCGCCGGUCCUGGCCCAAGUUUGGCGACGCCGUCCACGAGGACGUCGGUAGCCGGCUCACCAUGGUCUCUACCGAGGAGAUCCUCCUCGAGCGCCCUCGGGCUCCUGGUGGCAAACCAGAACCAAAGGCUGGAGGAGACUCAUUGGCUCAACUUAGUAAAGAGGGUGGUGCUGUCCUCAUGGUCUGCAGGACUUGUGGUAAGAAAGGUGACCACUGGACCUCAAGGUGCCCGUACAAGGAUCUUGCCCCACAGGCUGAGGGAUUUGUUGAUAAGCCUUCUGCUGUAUCGGAAGCCACAACCACUGCUUCUGGGGCAAGCAAGGGAGCAUAUGUUCCUCCGGGCAUGAGAGCAGGGGCAGAGAGAACCGGAUCUGAUAUGAGACGCAGGAACGAUGAAAACUCUGUUCGGGUCACCAACCUCUCAGAGGACACCCGGGAGCCCGAUUUGCAGGAGCUCUUCCGGCCUUUUGGUGCUGUAAGCCGAGUUUAUGUUGCCAUUGAUCAGAAGACUGGCAUGAGCAGAGGAUUUGGUUUUGUGAACUUUGUGAACAGGGAAGAUGCUCAGAGAGCCAUCAACAAGCUCAAUGGUUAUGGUUAUGACAGUUUAAUCCUUAGAGUUGAAUGGGCCACACCAAGAGCAAACUAGAUCACAGGCCAGCCCGAACAUCCCCUGCCUCUCUCUCUCUCUCUCUCUCUCUCUCUCUCUCUCUGACAAUUACCUAGAUUUAUAAUGAGACUUUUGGCAGGUCGUUAUUUCUUUUCCAA